Spodoptera exigua (beet armyworm) is the source of this 3097-nucleotide messenger RNA. Lineage: Eukaryota; Metazoa; Arthropoda; Insecta; Lepidoptera; Noctuidae. The record is from the annotation of a GenBank genome assembly.
AACACUUUCAAAACAGCUGUCAUUUUCGUCGUCAUCAGCAAUCUGUCAUUUCGGUUGACUGUUAUCUCUAUUUUUGUGCUAAAAAUAUAUAAUUGAGGAGUGUGAAAAACUUUCCUUUGUGUUUAUAGUACAUGACAAACUAUAAAGUGGCGUGAAUAAGUUUUCUACAAUGUCGAAAUUCGAGGAUAAUCCGUUUAGUGAUCCAACCAUAGACAACCCAUUCGCAGACCCUGCGGUGCAGCAGGUUGCCAGAAGUACUAAUAAUGCUACACGAGGUCUCGACGACUACAAUCCCUUCGAUGGCCAACAAAAUGCAAAUCAAGCUACGCCACAGCCCCCACAGCAGCCUUCGCAGCCUGCGAUCAUGCAAGCAGUGUCACCUCCGGUGAGCGGGCAGUACACACGUCCUGCUCAACCACAGGCACAGUCCCAACCCCCACAAAACUUCACUACGGCUGACUUUCAGAGAAGGCAAGAGGAGUUAGAAAGAAAAGCUGAAGAGUUAGCGCGGAGGGAAGCGGAGCUGCGCGCUGGAUCGGCCGGCCGACGGAACAACUGGCCACCACUGCCUGCCUUCUGCCCCAUACAGCCAUGUUUCUAUCAAGACAUCAAUGUGGAUAUACCACUGGAAUUCCAGAGGAUCGUGCGCCACCUCUACCACCUAUGGAUGUUCCACGCCUUGGUUCUAACACUGAACAUAAUUGGCGGCAUGUCACUGAUGUUCGCUGGUAACGGUUUCACGACGUUCGGUCUAUCAAUCCUGUAUUUCAUACUGCUGACGCCCUUCAGUUUCGUCUGCUGGUACCGGCCGAUCUACAAAGCGUUCAGAAGUGACUCCUCCUUCAACUUUAUGGUGUUCUUCUUCAUAUUUCUGUUCCAAAUCAUCAUUACUGUUGUGCAGUCCAUUGGAUUCAGCGGUGGAGGUUCCUGUGGACUGAUCACCAGCAUCGGCGCUUUCAAAACGAACGUUGCAGUCGGAAUCAUCACUUUGAUGGUCACCAUUGGAUUCAUUAUGUGUGUCGUCGUUGACGUCAUGUUAAUGGCAAAGGUUCAUCGCAUCUACCGGUCAACGGGCGCUUCCCUAGCGAAGGCGCAAGCAGAGUUCACGACGGAGAUAUUGCGCAACCAACAUGUUCAGACAGCUGCCUCGAGCGCCGCGGCCGCCGCCGUCAACGCGCAGAUCGCUAACGCUAACCGGUAUUAGUCAACGGCCAACGUAUAGCAUGUCUUACAGUGUGGAAUAAAUGUGUCGCUGGAGUCUGCAUAUCGAGAUAGUACGCAAUACCUUCAUCAAUCAAGAUACCUAUAGUAUUCUUCUGAUAUUAAAACAAACAUAUUUGCAUAUUCUCGGACACAGACAUUAUUGUCGCGAAUUAUUAUUAUAAUGUCCAUCGCGUUUUAUCAUAAACUUGUAUUCUACCUAAAGUGCGAUCAAAUUUAACGGCAGCUUGGGGAAUACAAAGCGUUCUUACUUCACUGCUCGCAUUAUGAAUUACUAAACAUAGAACAUUUUAUGUGAUUGGUGUAAAAUCAGUUCAUUCGUGAUAUCGUACAGUUUUGAGGUAGCCCCGUGUGUUGGAAGUCUCGGCCAAAAUGUCCUAUGGCUGUGUAAUAAUUGUUAUUUAAACAAUUAAUUGAACUAAUUUAUGCAAAGUUUGGCGUUUCAAUUAUUAAUUAAAUGUAUAGUGCAACACCUAAUAGAGUUAUAAGUAGUUUUCUAUCCAACUGUUGUGUUAAUAAUGGAACUUCACUGUUGUCGUUUUCAUUAAAAUAAAUGUGAUUAAAUCAGAAUCAAGACUAUUAUUUUUUCAUCUCUAUUUUUUGUCGCACUGUACUUAUUAGACAGCAUUUGAAUAUUUACUAAGAUAAUGAUAACGAUAUUUAUUCAAUAACGAUAUAUUAUUACGCCACUAAUUAGUUAUUUUGCUAGCUGUAACGAUUACUUUUAAUCGACAUGAGCUUACGAACGCUUUAAGAUCUACGUACCUACUAAACGUGGAAUACACAUAAUAGUGUUUACCAGGGUUUCAUUAUUGCUGAAUGUCUAUUUCAUUACUCAUAAAGCGGGUGAUAUUUUUGUACACAGAUUUUGCUUAGCAAGUUCUUCGUAAAUUGUCAUCUCUUGCUCUUAGUAACUUGCAUGUAUCUUGAUGUCGUCUACUAAUGGUACAUACUGCAUAACUCGCCAUCGGGCGAUUAUUCAAAUUAAAUCAUCGUUUGUUUGCAAAUAAACUGUUGUUUACUUUUUAAUAGUUGUAUUUUUAAAUAUUUUGUUAACAUUCCAAAAAUAUGAUAUGUAAAUAAUAAAUAAAUAUCCUUUGAAUGUUUAAAUUUAAAGUUUAAUGAAUGUUUAAAAGUCUUCAUGUAACAUCGCUAAUAAAUGUAUUGUAUUUGGACCAUUUACUUAAUCGUUAGUGUUUCCAAGUGUGUGACUCCCUCUUGCCCUGCGUUGAGACUAUCUAUUAGAUGCACAAGACUUCGAUUUUAGUAUUUAUCGUUGUAUAAAUAUAUAGUGUAAGUUGGUAAACAUUUAAGCAUAUUAUUAACUAGUCAAUGGACUAAACAGCUUCGGGAACUAAUACAAAUACAAUAGAUGCCGCUUGCGAAAUGUAUCUUAGUAAAGAUGUGACCGCCCAUUAUUGGGGCGCGACGGUACGUACGUAGGUAUGUUAUGUAUAAUCUGGGCCUAGCAUAAUGUAAAUUACUUAUUUACCAGACCGUCCUUACCCCAGAUAAAUGGUAAGCGAAGGCGUGUAGAUUUAUCUAAAUGUUUAAACUGUUUUGUAACGAUUAAGUCAUGUUAUAAACUUAUGAUUAAUAAUAAAUAUAGUUUCAGAAAUUACUCUUUUAUUUCCUAACACUUCUGAAAUAACCCCAAGAUAUUGUGCAUUAGGUUAUAAGUUUUUGUACAGGACAAGUAAACGACCGAAAUGUUUAAAAACACAUUUUUCAUACGUUUCGUUAUCUUGAGACAUUCAAUAGACAUAUAUUUUUUUUUGAAGUUUUCAAUUUCUCCAUGUAUAAUUGCAACAUUGAGUUAUUCGCGUAUUUUCUCAUUUCACGGAGAAUUUGUGAUUGAACGAAAAUUUUUAUUUUG